CUGACCAAGUUCAGCUCUCAUCUCCGACUCAUCUACGUCUUGGGAUCAUCUGGAUGGUAUAUCGGUAACAGACCGGUCUGCGGGCCAUGGCGUAAGGACUGGAAGAGCUUUGCAUGCAUCUCACGGAUCAGGCACCCAUAACUCCCGUCACCGCUCACGGAGGUCCCCGUCGUCUGCCGGCAGCCUUGGCUACCAAUUCUGCUGGCUGAGAGUGGCUGCGCCUUUGCAUGGGCUCUGAAAGGGAGGGUCAAAAGAGCAAAGUCUCCGCUGGAGUUCUAUAGUGUUAUUUCUCUUUGUUUCUCGUCCCCAGAAAUCUCAUACGGUAGUAGCCUCUGCCGUAAUUGUGCCGACUUACUUAUCUAUAAAAACGAAGCGCAAAUCAUGGUUGGAGUUGCUGGCAAGUAUAAAGGCUGCAACACUUGUCGAGGCAGAAGGGUAAAGUGUGACAACACACGCCCAUAUUGCAGAAAAUGCACAGACAGCGGACGAGAUUGCGGGGGAUACGAACGCGAAAGGGUCUUCAUCAUAGGCACACCCCGAGAACAUGGGCGAUGCUCCUCGCACCCACGUCGAGCCGUCAGCGGCAGAUCAUCGCGAAAGACCCCUGCAUCAUCAGGGUCUGACCGUCCAGAAUCUGAGGAACCGGCAGUGUUGAGACUUGAAGGCGCCCCCGAGACGCCCGUGGGGAGCAGGAUGGAUGGGUUUGACAUGGUGCCGACCGAGCCGCUUCGCCCUGCAUGGGACGAUCUUGUCUCCGUAUCAUGCUCCAGAGUGACAUUAAGCCUACAAAUUGCAUCUCUCAACACAGAUUUGUCAAUGGUUGACCAGAGCGGCCAGGUUUCGAACGAUUCCAGGCUCAAGACCAUCUCACUACCUCCGUACAAAUGUCCAGAUGCACGUCGAUCCAUGGAUGAUAAUGAUUCUGAGAUGCGGUCACAUUGCUUGACGCAUAUCUCAGACGUCGAGGAAGUUCGCGACGAGAUUUCGGGAAAAGUAACAGGCACGGACAGUAUAUGUCUGUUUCUCUUCGAGCGCAACUGGUCCGCCCUAUCUUCAUCUCUGCCGUCUUGGAUUCAGGAUCCUGCACCAUCGAACUCUGUCAGACAUCUUGGCCCCGAAAACUUCAAGAAGUUUCCAGCACAUCACUUCUUCGCUCGGGUGUACCGACCAAAUGCUUUAUUCGCCGCUAUCAUUAACCACAAGAGCACAUUUCUUGCAAGCCCCGAAUGGACGAGUGUGCCGUGGGAACUUCACUCAAAAUCAGACAUCGAUCGACUGCUCGACGUAAUCGCCCUCAUUCCCGCCUUGUUGUCCCGAGCCGACCAUAUACUUCCGCACACCCCCACCCUGGAACGGAGAAUGCUGGCCAAUGACCUGCUGGGGAACUGUCUAAAUGUGCAAGGUCUUCUGGACGGGUGGCUUCUCUCCGUUGAUCACGACCUGGCCAGCGAUGGCACGCCGGUACCUCAACAGUUAUACUGGGUCAAUGCCAUAGACGAUUCGACGAACAUCCCCUUUGCGGACAGCACGUAUGGCUUCAGGGAUCUAAAGAUGGCAACAGCACUGAUCUACUACUGGACUGCCUUGCUGAUUCUGCUGCCCUGCAUCGAGCGCCUGAACCAAGCCAUCUACGAACCUAUCCCCGGGUCCUUUCCACAGCUCUUCCCAGCAGAGUUCUACAGCAUGACGCAGCCAGGCAGCAUGUCGAUGGGCCUCAUGGCGACGCCGCUUCCAGGUGGGUUAGGUUCCAUGGUGACCACCACCAGCAGCAGCAGUGGGGGUGUCAGUAGUGGCCACAAGAGCACACAAGAGCUCGCGGUCAGCAUCUGCAGAAGUUUAGAUUUUGCGCUGGAACGCAGCGUCCAGCCCGACCUGCUCGCCGUGCCUCUGACCGUGGUCGAAGAGCACUAUCGAGAGAUCAACAUGGCGACUGGAGAAGCCGCCAUGGAGCUGAUGUGGUGCCAGGCGUUUAGGGAGCAAUUGACGGCCAAAGGGCAGGGGAUUGCUGAUGUCGUACAACGACGCACCUGGAGAGAGGUGCGUCGGUUUGGACCUUGACUUGUAGUUUGUCUUGUUAAGCUUUUGCUUCCUGGGGGCUGCCUUUUUUGUGAUUUGUUCAUUUGUAUUAGAUCAAACAACAAAAGGCAAUGAUGGUCAAUUGGGACUCGUUGUCGGAUAUGUUUCUGUCGUGAUUAAAGACAUGCCAUGGAUUGAUAGGAUAUAUUGAUGGAUAUAGAUCUUUUUUUUUAUCUUUUUUUUUUUUUUUUUUUUUUUUUUUUUUU
Molecule: messenger RNA, 2282 nt
Organism: Pyricularia grisea
Lineage: Eukaryota; Fungi; Ascomycota; Sordariomycetes; Magnaporthales; Pyriculariaceae
Exons: 5
Coding region: 382-2058 (558 amino acids)
Biological process (GO): regulation of DNA-templated transcription
Molecular function (GO): DNA-binding transcription factor activity, RNA polymerase II-specific; zinc ion binding
Source: RefSeq, a predicted model, not a curated record